AUGGGUACUUUUGUCAGCAGUUUACUGUAUCUGACAUGUGAUCACCCACUCCCUCUGGAUCGAUACAAUGAUAGGGUUGAGGAGCAUUUACAGUUUACUGGUUUCUUUCAUAUUUCUCAAAUUAGAGUAGUUCAAGGUCAAAAAGCACUGGUAAAUGCACUAGUCAAAAGGUGGCACCCAGACACAUAUACCUUUCACCUUCUUGUUGGUGAAUGUGCUGUGACACUGGAAGAUGUUGCUGUUAUCCUUGGUCUUCCAACAGACGGUCUUCCAGUCACAGGGAUGACUAUGAGUAGUUUUGAAGCCUUAGAGGCGGAGUGUUUGCAGCAAUUUGGGAUUGCACCAAGGAAGUCGGACCUCUUGUUUGGUGACAAGUCUAGGACAUCUGUGCACUGGAAGUUCUUGCCUUUGCUUCGUGAUUUUGGUAGUAUCGGACAGUACAGUUGGGGAUUUGCAUGCUUGGAACACCUGUACAGGUCAUUAUGCAGGGCAUCUCGUUUCGACUGCAAGGAAAUCGAUGAAAGGAAUUGUGUUAAUGAAUUAAGUCAUAUUAGGUGGCAUAAUUGGGAGUGUGGAGACCGACACUUUAGGUAUCUUACACUUGAGCAGUUUAGGAAAGCCUUGGAUGAUCUCCAGGAAGGCCAGUUUGUGUGGCUUGCUUAUGCUGUUGAUCACAUUGAACUAGAUAUAAUUCCUCCAGAUAUCUACAUGCACUUGGUUGUGUGGAGCGCUACGGUGCCAUUAGUGUCUUUUGAAAUCAUUGAGUGGCAUGCAAUCGAUAGGUUUAGGAGACAGUUUGGUUUCGUGCAGGGAGUCCCUCAUCAGGAACGGAAUCUUGAUAAGGCACACGGAAUGGUCCUGACUGGUCCUAAGAAUAUUGACUGGACCACGGCCACGACUCAAUCAUUUUGGGUGAUACAGUGGACAAACAGGUAUAACCACAUUCAAACUGAGCUUCCCAUGCCUCCACAGCAUCCCUUGGAUAUUUACAUGUACAGGUACCGUGCAAGAUAUGGCAACCACUUGAACCUGUCGGAUCGUGUGGGUCAAGAGAAUGUUGAGGGUAAUCAAGUCAUGGAUGAUGACAAUGAAGAACAGGAGCAACAGUCACCGCCACCUCCACCUCCACCUCCACCUCCACCUCCACCUACACAAGAACAACCGCAAUUUUCAAACCCAUAUGUACCACAAACACAGUUUACUACAUCAUAUCCAAUACAUCAGCAAUAUUGAGGUACUCCACAGCUUGACUCAGGAGAUGUAGCAUCUUUUAGCCAGUUACAUGGAUUCAUGGCUGCAGAAGCAGGCCAAUCACAGUAUGGCCAGCAGCGUGAUAUCAUGGCUGGUAGGUAUUCCUUGGACGCUUUGCAUCCAUACCGCACUUCCUCGGUUAGUACUGGAGGGUUGGUAUCUGGGGACUCUAGUAGGAGUGACGGUGGUAGAUGAAUUCUUAAUAGUCAAAAUCCUCGUCGUGUUUCAAUGGGUCUAAUUGAAGAAAAUGCUAGGACAGCUGAGCUAGAGACGGAUGAGUAUCUAGUUGAUACCCCGGAUGACGAUGAGGAUGAGGAUGAAGAUGAAGACAUGGACGAAGAUGAAGAAUUUGAUAAUGAUGCUUCUGGUGAGCAUGAUGGUGCAUGUCCUAUUACUGCUUUAAUCUUUAGCCAAUUUAUUAUAUUAUAUUCAUAUAUGGUUCAUUUGCUUAUAUUAUAUACUUGCUGGGUCAUUUGAUUAUAUUAUAUUCAUAUUUGGUUGAUUUGCUUAUAUUACAUACUUGCUGGGUCAUAUCAUUUGUGUUGAUUUGAUUAUAUUAGAAACUGGUUCAGUCAACUAAAUAAGUUGUAC
This is a messenger RNA of Arachis ipaensis, 1842 nucleotides long. The record is from RefSeq and is a predicted model, not a curated record. Lineage: Eukaryota; Viridiplantae; Streptophyta; Magnoliopsida; Fabales; Fabaceae.